AUGUUCAGCUUCAACUGCGUGUGCCUGCUGCUCUCCUUGGCGCUGUUCUGCCUGCUGCUGACAGGUUCAGAAGCUGCGCCAAGUCCUCAAGCGGAGGCAGAAGCUGCCAGCAGCGAUUUGGUGGCAGGCGUUGAGGCCGAGGAGAAGGAUCUGCAGGGCGCUGCCUCCUAUGGCUACGGUUACUACUCAUCGCCCUAUUUCGGCGGCGGCUACUACGGCGGCGGCUAUUGGCCACACUACAGCGGCAGCUACUACGGCCUGGGCUAUCCCUACUAUGGCGGCUACUAUGGACUGCAUCAUCAUCAUGGACAUUAUGGACACUAUUACUAG
Drosophila hydei is the source of this 330-nucleotide messenger RNA. Its product is annotated as pupal cuticle protein Edg-91. The record is from RefSeq and is a predicted model, not a curated record. The transcript is spliced from 2 exons. Lineage: Eukaryota; Metazoa; Arthropoda; Insecta; Diptera; Drosophilidae. Bases 1 to 330 code for a protein of 109 amino acids.